Messenger RNA from Ceratitis capitata (Mediterranean fruit fly), 3267 nucleotides. RefSeq lists its product as uncharacterized. NCBI's taxonomy places the organism in Eukaryota, Metazoa, Arthropoda, Insecta, Diptera, Tephritidae. Bases 151 to 3180 code for a protein of 1009 amino acids. The record is from RefSeq and is a predicted model, not a curated record. Gene Ontology annotation, biological process: glutathione metabolic process. Gene Ontology annotation, molecular function: glutathione transferase activity. The transcript has 5 exons.
AGUUUUGGUAUUUAUUAAGGUCUUUUUGGAAGUGAAAAUACACUAAAAACCCGAAAUCACUCUAUUAUACAAAACAUGGGAUUUCAAGAACGCUAAAUUGAGGAUAAGAUCGUCAACAACAAUCUCUUUUACUAAAAUCUUGCUAUUAAAAUGUCAGAAAUGGACAUAUCGCAGGUGCAAAUGGUACGUUCUGCAAAGGGCGUAGAUAUGUUAUGUGUCGACGGUUACUUAUACCAUUUUGUGGACCGUGGCAAUAAAAGAUGUCGGUGGGUAUGCAAUAAAUUGAAAAGCAAAUACCACACAUGCCGAUCACGCAUUGCGACUGUUAUAGUAGCUGGAGAUGAGACUCAGCACAAGGUAGUGCGAGUAACCAAUGAACAUACACAUGAUCGUUGUACCGAAAGGGAAAUAUCAAAAGUUGUUGAGCGAAAGCUCAAUGCAGAUUUGAUUGGCAAACCAUGUACACUUAUAAGUAAGCAUCUUAAACGAAAACAAGAUUUAUCAGCCGAACAAGACGUGGAAAGUAACGAAUGUAUACAAAGAUCUGAUGAUGGAUCUGAAUCAGACGAGUGGCCAAUAGACGACAAUGAUGAUAUGUUUCCUAAAGAAAUUAAAGCAAAGAAAAUUGUUGAAAAUUCUUUAAAUAUUAACAGCAGAGGAAAUUAUUUUAAUUUUGAAAAACAAAAAUUAUAUAUGCUCAAAACUGCGCUUGGACGUCAGAUGAUAUGUGUGGAAGGUUUCCUUUAUCGUCUAGAAUCUAAGUCUAUAACAUCAAGAACUCAUCGUUGGGAGUGUAUAAGGCAAGAUCCACCAUGUAGGGUUCGCAUUCUUACCGAGUGCCUGUCGAAUAAUACCCAUAGGGUAAAAGAUCGACAAGUGAUACAUCACAGUCAUGAUGGGUACACUCCAUCGAAACUUACCAAAUUACUCCAUAAAAACAGCAUUACUGUUCUAACAACAAAUGGCAAAAACGAUCAAUUAUUUCAUUCAAUUGAAUCUUUAGAUAUGACCGAAAAUGUAGGACUUGUACAAAGCACACCUUUGAGUAAACCACCCAAAAAACGGAUAAUAGAAAGUUUAACUGCUGAACUACUAAACUCAUCGUCCGAAGAGACAUGUAAUAAUGCGCAAGGUAAAGCCAAACGUGUUAGAACAAAAGCUCAACCAGUGACGUACACAUAUUCAGAAGACCCGUUGGCAGCACUGACAACGAACACAAAAUAUGAUUUAGAAAAAGCGAAAUUCACUUUUUUACCUUCUGCAAAGGGACAUAAAGUUUUAUGCCUUGACAAUUACAUCUUUCAUUUGGACACUCGAAGUCCGCGCAAUGGUCGCGCUUAUUGGACAUGCCUUUUACGACGAGAUAAAUUUUACAAAUGUAAUGCACGUGUCACAACGGAAAUGACCCAUAAGGGUCCAGUAAUUGUUCGGGUGUCCGGAACGCAUUUUCAUUCGAAUCAUUCUCAAGAUAUCAAACGGCGGCUAUGCAGAAGUUUCGUAGCGCAAAAUGCCGAAAAAGCGGGUUUUACAACAGCAAAUAUCCUAAAUGAAUCUGGUAAUCAGUUGAAUCAAGAAUUUAAAGAGAUUGUAGAAAAGUCAAAAGAAACCAUUGAACGUAGAAUUGGACAAUUAGGUAAACGAGCCGAAGAAAAAGGCUCGAAAGAAACAGUAAAGAGAUUGGUGAUAGACUUAGAUGAUAAUACAGUUUCGAGCUUCUCCAGUGAAUUAGACUCAGAUGAUGAUCAUCUAGAUAACUCAUCUACCUUACCUAAAAAUUUAAAGGAAAUGCGCGAGGACAGCGGAAAUAUUGAAUACAUAACGGAAGCAGUGUCCCCAAAUACAUAUGAGUACAUAAAAAAACAAGAAAUCAUUUUAAAACCCUCAUAUCAAUAUUUAGUACAAGAAAUAACUACGGGAGAAGAAAUGGAAGUUGAAUAUUUAGACAUUAAUGCAUACAGUAACACGGAGGACCAAUUAGACACCAAAACUUCAAUAGAUAAGGAUUAUUUGGAUAUAUCUAUAUCUCCUGAGAAAGAAAUGUUUAAAAACCCCUCUAUUGAUGAAACCAUGAAUGUGAAUAAUGUAUCAACUUUACGGUCUGCCAAGGGGCGCGAAUUAUUAUGUGUUGAUGGCUUCAUUUAUCAUUUGAGGAGUACACGGAAUAAUCGAACGUAUUGGUCAUGUAUUAAAUGCAAAGAUCCAGAACUCAAUUGUAAAAGUCGUGUAUCCACAAUCAAUGUGGAUAAUGAGAUUCGUGUUUUCCGUACCACGAAUAGCCACUCGCAUCCUGUGAUUGAGUCGGAUAUUAAAAGACGUUUGUAUAAUGAAAUAAGGAUUGAUAAAAAUGAUUCUGAAGAAAUGUAUGGUGGCACAUCAAUCGACGCACUAAAUGUAAAAUAUACCAAAAUCUUAGGCCAAGAUUCCUCUUCAAAGAAGAGAUUAGAUAAUUUCGACUCUGAAAUCGAGGAUGCGAUAGGUAUGACGAUGAAAUUAUACGCCGUCUCCGAUGGUCCACCAUCACUAGCUGUCCGCAUGGUUCUCCAUUCUCUAAACAUUCCCUAUGAAUUGGUAAAUAUUGAUUUUAUAGCAGGUGAACACCUGACUGAGGAAUACGCCAAGAUGAACCCUCAAAAAGAGAUACCCGUUCUUGAUGACGAUGGUUUUUAUUUAGCUGAAAGUAUCGCUAUAAUGCAGUAUCUUUGUGAUAAAUAUGCUCCAAGUAGCAAAUUAUAUCCAAGAGAUGCUACUAAUCGCGCUAUCGUAAAUCAUAGACUCUGUUUCAAUAUGGGGUUCUAUUAUGCUUCUAUUUCAGCCCAUAGCAUGGCGCCAAUAUUUUUCGAUUAUCAGCGCACCGAUAUGAGUCUUAAGAAAGUCAACAAUGCAUUGAGUGUGUUUGAGACAUAUUUACGAGACGGCGGGACCAAAUAUGCGGCCUCAGAUUUUUUAACGAUCGCUGAUUUUGGUUUAGUUUCGGCCACAUUAUGUUUGGAGGCAAUAAGCUUUGAUUUAUCACCAUACCCAUUGAUACAGAAAUGGUAUGAAACAUUUAAAGAUGAAAAUCCUGAAUUGUGGGAAAUCGCUAAAAGUGGAAUGCAGGAAAUUGCAGAAUUCGAGAAAAAUCCUCCCGAUCUAUCAAGCAUGAAGCAUCCAUUUCAUCCCACACGGAAAGCAAAAGUGUAGGGCAAUUAAUAUUAUAUACUGCUAUACAAUAUACAUAUAUUUCAACGCGUUUAUUUGUUUAUCGGUUAGGAAGUGAAUGGAUUUGUU